Molecule: messenger RNA, 2656 nt
Organism: Prorocentrum cordatum
Lineage: Eukaryota; Dinophyceae; Prorocentrales; Prorocentraceae
Source: the annotation of a GenBank genome assembly
CCUGGCGCGCGCUGCGGGUCCAGCGAGGAUCCCAAGAAAUCCGCGCGGGCCUCCACAAGUUUAUGCUUGUGCAUUUCUCGGCAGAUGGCUCUUAGCGAGCUCGGCACGACUAGGGCAAGCAAGUCCAGCUCGAGCAGUCGGCAUCUUGAUCCAAUUUUGGAGGCGAGGUCAUGUGUGCGCGGUGGCCGCAGUGCGACUCAACAGUAAUUGCAUGGAUUCCGCCGAGCUGAAUACCCCUCCAAUCCUACACACGAGCGCAGAAUACAAGCUGUACCAAGUGCGCUGACAUCCUGACCAAUACUUCAACUGGCUCAAUGUCGACAAAGUGGCUCGGAAAGAGAGACGCGCAUAAGAUAAACUUGGCGCCGUGCGCUAAGCUGGAGAAGAGGGCCACGGAGAGAGAACACACACGUGUAUGUAUGUAUAGACGGACAGUCUAUAUAAACAGACGUCAAGCACCAAGGACUCGUGUCCCAGGGGAGGCACAACCUGUACCAGCAUAGAAAUGGGAUUGGAUAUGAAAAUUGUCGUGUCGUAAGAGAAAGGGAGAUAGCAAACAAACUAUGUAUAUCUAAAGUCAGAUGCACAACACCUGUAUGUAUGAACAUGAAUAUAAACCCGCGAAGCAAAGAGGAUACAAGGAGCAGGAAACGGGCGAUGGCCCUUGCAAGGUUACCGCUUGCGGCCCCAAUACCACUAAUUCACAAGAAGGUUCUGGCAGGGGCUCUUCUGGUUCCUGCCAGGGCCUUCGCCUCUGUAAGCAUAGGCGUUCGCAGACCCACGCAUGCUGUCGACAACAUGUCCAGACGGAAGAGGUCCUAACAGUAAUGCUCCUCUUCUGGCGGAUGGCACCAGAAGUCAGGCGGGAGGACUUCCCAAUCUCCCAACUGAUGGGACGGGGACUCCGCAACGCUCCAUGUUAUCGGGCCGGUCGCGCUUCCCUAUGACUCGAGCUCGCCAGCGCCAUUGGCCCCUGAGCGUUCAAACCUUUCACAAUCUCUGAUGCAACACCUCAUCUGUAGAGAUACGAAUGAAACAAGUCAACCGGCGCGCCGCGGGCGCCUGUACUCGCCCGGGCACACCUGGCGAUGACCCGCACCUCCAGACGAGGGCGCAUUCUGUGGUGCUUUCAGAAGUGUCACGCUUUAAGAAUCAUGUGAGCGACGAGCUAAAACGGGGAUUUGCACACGAAGACGUAGAAACUUCACGCGGUGGCUUACACGGACCGCCUACGCGGCACACCGCGUGGAGAAGAGGGCGAUUGCGCGCGGCCUUACGUGGCCAGUCACAAGCGAAUGUCAACGCUUCCCACCGUCUUCACGUACGCCACAAAUUUGGCAAACAGACAUAGAGGACAAGCACCUAAUGCGCCAGUUUGAAAAAGCGAGGUGCGAGGAAGUGCUAAAAGCGCGCAGAGCAACAUCGUCUGUCCAUCGAACAGGGCACGCCGAUGAGACGGAGCGGCAGUCACGCGACGUUGGCCGUAGUCGUGUCCGCAGGCGCUGCCGUCGUCUCAGUCGUGGAGCUGGCACUGACCUCGGGCAAGUCGCCGAUGCUCGUGGUGACCGCGGGCAGAUCUCCAUCAGCCGCCGAGCCGCCGAGCCGUCGCACAGGAGCGCAACGGAGGGUUAGCGAACAGCGACCGGAGCAGCAGUCGGUAUCGAUGAAGCAGGACUCGUCUUCGUUCCCGCAUGGCGUCUGCGGGCCGUUGGCCGUGGUCGAGGUCAGGGUCGUAGUCGUCACUUCGGUCGUGGCGUUGGCGCUGACCUCGGGCAAGUCGCCGAUGCUCGUGGUGACCGCGGGCAAUUCUCCAUCAGCCGCCGAGCCGCGGAGACGCAGCACAGGCGCGCAACGGCGUGUUAACGAGCAGCGACCAGAGCAGCAUUCGCAGUCGAUGUAGCAGGACUCGCUAAUGUUCCGGCAUGGCAGCAGCUGGUUAUUCUCGCAUGGCGUUUGCAGGUCGUUGGCCGUGGUCGAGGUCAGGGCCGUAGUCGUCGUCUCAGUCGUGGAGCUGGCGCUGACCUCGGGCAAGUCGCCGAUGCUCGUGGUGACCGCGGGCAGAUCUCCAUCAGCCGCCGAGCCGCUGAGUCGCCGUGCCGGCGCGCAACGGAAAGUGAAAGAACAGCGACCGGAGCAGCAGUCGGUAUCGAUGAAGCAGGACUCGUCUUCGUUCCCGCAUGGCGUUUGCGGGCCCUUGGCCGUGGUCGAGGUCAGGGUCGUAGUCGUCAUCUCGGUCGUGGAGUUGGCGCUGACCUUUGGGUGGUUAGGCAUUGGAGUACCCGCUCGCAACUGCCUGGGAGGCUCCGCUGCUGAGGCGCUCAGGGCGAAGCUCGUAAUCAGCACGGCCCCCGGCGCUGCGAUCAGGACCUGCCAAGCCGGCAUUGUCGUCAGGAAAAGCGAGCCUGGCGGGCGAGUCGCGAGCAGGCAGGACGUGCGCGAGCGAACGGGGGCAGCGAGUGCCCGAGAGGCUCGGGCCGAACAUACGCCGGCGUCGGCCGCGGUCGGCCGCGGCAUCGGCGCGCGCACAACCGCAGCGGAAACUGUUCUCUUGAGCUCUCGAGCUCUCGAGCAUCCCGCCGCCGCCAUCGCCGCCGUCGUCGCCGCAGCACCCACCGCGCCGGGGGCCCGCUCUCGCCGGCAGGGGCUCGAAGGGACG